AUGGACAAUUUCUACCCCAAGGGCCUGCAGUAUGGUGACAACAGAAGCUCGGGGUCUUCAGCCAGCUUUUCCAAGACACACUCCAGUGAUUUUGACAAGCACCGAAAGUCACACUAUGAUGAAGGAAAGUUCCUCAAGGCUCAGAGAAAUCUUCCCUUCAGUAAUAACAAGCACAGCAACGAGGCCAGUGCCAGUACGGGCGGUGGCAGUCGGGGUGUGAUGCUGGACCCAGAGCCCAGGCCUGUGGAGAGAGGCUGGACGGGAGGACUGGCCAGAGGAUUCAAAGAUGAGAUUGGCCUGGUGACCAGGAACGACAUCCCAAAAAUCAAGGGUGAGCCAUGGUGCUUGACGGGGCAGGGGGGGGGCAAUGGGAGAAAUCGGUCCCCACCUUCAGCCGCGAUUGUGUUGGGCCAGGAGGUUGAUCUGCAACGCAAGGAGUAUUAUAGCAAAAGGAGGUACCUCAGGUGCUCUCCCCACCCAGAGCUCGAGGAGGACACAGAAGAUGAGCCUGAGCAGCAGGACACCUCCGCAAAUUUUAACUGGGUGAUUGAGAAUCCCAUAAGCACUGAAGUCCGUCUGCUGGACCACACAGGAAGCCCCGUUCAGGAUCCCCGGACCCCCGAAGAGUCCCUGGCAGGGACAACGUCGCAGCCUGGUGCUGCCCUGUCCUCCAAAGACAGAGCACAGUCGGGCUGGUGUCAGUGGCUGGUAUCCAAGGGGCUCAACUGGCGAAGCCCAGAAAGCUUGGAGAAGAACCCUGGAAGCAGCCCACACUCCCCACACCAAAACCAAUGUAGACACGAAACCCUGCGGCUUCGAUGGACACAAGAGGAGGGAAGCAGACAAUGGAAAAUGUAGCCAGCCAGGGAUGGGGUGGGGACCAGCCUCUCCCAGCCCUCACCACCCUCGAGGUGGACAAUAAAGGGAAGUGCAGGAGU
Odobenus rosmarus divergens (Pacific walrus) is the source of this 938-nucleotide messenger RNA. RefSeq lists its product as uncharacterized. Lineage: Eukaryota; Metazoa; Chordata; Mammalia; Carnivora; Odobenidae. The record is from RefSeq and is a predicted model, not a curated record. The coding region runs from base 1 to 858 and encodes 285 amino acids. The transcript is spliced from 6 exons.